This is a messenger RNA of Xyrichtys novacula (pearly razorfish), 4994 nucleotides long. Lineage: Eukaryota; Metazoa; Chordata; Actinopteri; Labriformes; Labridae. The record is from the annotation of a GenBank genome assembly.
CGUAGAGUACAUAAAGCAAAAUCCCGCCCUCUUUCCUUCCCUUUCCGCUGUACGACGUAAACGUGCCUAAGGUGCUCGGUUCUUCACCCGAAGCUAAGGCCCCCAAUCCGGCGACUAGCACCGUCAAAUUUAGGCAUCCGUCUCGACAGACAUAAAAUCUUACAUCUACAAUGGCCUCCGUGUCUGAGCUUGCGUGUAUUUACUCUGCUCUGAUCCUCCACGACGAUGAAGUCACCGUCACCGUAAGUGUCCCGGCUCGUUCAUGACAGUUCAGUCAAUGCAUUUAAACCAGACCCUCAUGUAAGCUGUAUUGGUGUUGAAAGCUUAAGAUAAAUGAGUUGAAACAUUGAAGGUUGUAUCAUAAAGUAAAGUCUUGAAUGAGUUUAGUAGAAAAGGAGUAUAUUGGUCAACACAAGCUUAUCUGCCGGUAAAAAUGGCGGCACGCUUCUUACUAGCGUAGGCCACGUUUCUGUCUUGUGUUGAAGAGGACUCAAAUCUACUAUGAAGCUUUAGGCGUUUCUCACUACAUUCCUUCAUGAGGGUAUUUCCUACAUGAAAUUCAGGAUACCUCGGCUCUUCUGACAGGUGCCGGUGAAUGCUGAUGGUUUAUGGCAACAGUCAGUCAUGCUUUAACCUAGGGGUUGUACAGGUUACUAUCGUGGACAGUAUUUAAGUGUGCCUCAUAGUAUACUUGGAAGAAGUCGUUAUGUAUCAUUAGGACACAGAUAUUUAAGGUGUAGAAGCUUGACCAGUGUAAUACACGUGGUUGCUGCUCAGCAUCUGUGUAUGAGAACCUCUAGAAUCACUUAUUGGAUUUGGAUACUUUUUCACAGUAACUGAAGAUGAUAGAAGAGCCACUUUAUUACCUGUUAUUUAAAUAUACAGUACAUGACUUCAGUAAUCCUCAGUGGCUCUCAGUUGUCCCUCUUAGACAAUAAAGCAUCCUUUAACAUCCUCUACCAAUAAAUAGCAGGUGCUUUCAAAAGCUUGAAUGAAGAAAUAAAGCGUGCUCUGAGGUUGGAGUUAAUGUACUGAUUUAUCUGGACUCAAUACUGAAGGGCAAAGAUGUAAGUUUGUAAUAAUUGUGUCAUGUCUGUAGGAGGACAAGCUGAACGCUCUGAUCAAGGCUGCUGGAGUGACCGUGGAGCCUUUCUGGCCAAGUCUGUUUGCCAAGGUGAGUGAGAAGUGCGCACAUUCAGACAUACCAAAAAUCAGAUACAAUGGUGGAGAUGAUAACUUUGAAUGUUUGAAGAGAAGUGCACAUGUAAGAUUUAAAAUGAGUAAUCAAAACAUCUGUUCUUAAAUCUGUGAGUUUUUAAGUUUUUUAGCACUCAGUAGUUUACAUACAUUCAAGCUUCAGCUAUAGGGGAUUCAACUGGAGAGCUGUCCUUGUUCUAGUACGCAAAGGCCUGACAGAAGUGAUUUCUUGACUAAUCUUCCGAUUAACCCAUGAUGCCACAUGGUAACAGUCAAUAAAUGAUGUAUGAUGAAGACCACAGUCAGCUUCACAGCUGUGUACCAGUUAUAUAUUUAACUGUAAGUUUAAUCUUUUUUAAACAGGGUUGUAAACAUAACAAGGUUUUGUUCACAGCCCAGUUGUCUUUAAUGUAUUUCUGCUUCUGAGUCAAAGCCAUGUGUACAAGUUGGGAAGCAUUGCAGAGAAUGUGUCAGUUCAAGUAUUAUUGAGGUCUAUACAUGCUAAAGAACAUCAGUACCAAACUGUAUUAUCUGGGUAUGAAAAUCUGACUGAGAAAUUAGACUUAUGUAUGAAAAAAAAUUACCAUCAUGUAAACAUACUGAGUUGUGAAAUAAUGAAUUGUCUUUUGACUUGGUACUGAAAUGGGGUUUUCCAAGGCUCUGUGCAAUGGACUUUACCCUAUUGUAGCAGGAUACAGGUGGAUUAAUAACUUUUACAAGCGUUACCAUAUAUAAUAUCUAAACAAUGACUUAAUAUGCAGUCAAGUUUUAGUGACACGGCACUGAUGUCAUGUCUAAAGGUCAUUGUUACUCACCAGAUCAAUCGAGUCCUGGCCACGUGAAUAAGGUGAAUCUGAACCUUUGAAACUUGUCCUUUCGUAGGCUCUUACCAGCGUUGACAUCGGCAGCCUGAUCUGCAACGUUGGAGCCGGUGGUGGAGCUCCAGCUGGUGCCCCUGCUGCUGCAGGAGCAGCUGCUGCUGGUGACGCCCCAGGUAACUGUACAAACUGUGGUUUACACUGAGGGAAGGAUUUAGACAGGGUUAUCAAACAAGAUCCGGAUUAGGGCUGCACGAUAUUGGAAAAACAAAAUAUUGCAGUAUGAAAAAUGGGUAAAUGCACCUUGUUCUGAGCUACAGAAGUAAAAUUUACUGUUUGAAAUGUACUUCAAAUACUUGACUUUUAAACUCAUGGUUGAUGAGUUAGAAUAUCUUCAACGAACCGCAUUCAAGUGGAGUGGUUGUGAGUGGACCUGUUCACUGUGGAGUUACUGAAUUCUGAUAGUUUGGUGACGUCAGCAGGGUCCCUUGCUUGUUUAUGUUUUACAGUCAUGUGACACACCAGUCUGGACUCUGCAGGCACAGCAGUCAUCUGUGUCCUGAUGAGGGGCUGCAUUUACUUCAUUAGUGGAUCUGCAUGAGCAGAUAGCAGUAGGGACAGCCGAGCAACAAAUCAUCCAGCUUUUAUCAAGAUGUAUCAUCCUCAUGUAGGGGCAAACUGUAACAGGAUGUGUUUUUAUAAUUUCAUUGUUUUGUUUACAUUUAUUUACCACUUAAAUAGGUAUUAAAUUUGAGGUUUUUGGCCCUUACCAAAAAAGAAAUGAGCUGCCCUUAUGUCUCUCAGUCCAGAGAAUCCUGAGUCAUUUUGAUUUUAACCAAACCUUGUCUUUUUGUCCUACAGCCAAGGAGGAGGAGAAGAAAGAAGAGAAGAAGGAAGAGUCUGAGGAGUCCGAUGAUGACAUGGGCUUCGGUCUCUUUGAUUAAAUCGGUUGUUUUUGUAAAAACACAAUAAAACUACAAAAACCAACUACACAUUCUCCCCCUUUUUUUUUCUUGGAACAAACUCUGUUGUACUUACACACUGACCUCUUGAAAAUAGAUGAUAAAAAACAGACUUGAGAACACAUCACAAAUAGAAAGAUUUUACAUACUGUAUUGUUUGACUAGAAUGAGGUAAUAUGACCAAUUAUAAGAGAAAACACAAGAAAGUACAAGCUUACUUUUUUCUGUCAGUCCAGUGAUUUUCCUCAAAACCUUUUUCACAGUUUGCCAGAAAGAAAUUUGUUACACAACUCAAAUCCAUCAGUGACACGACAGUGGGGGUUUUUGAUCGUGGGAUUUUAAUGACAAAACAUUAAGACUGUAAGAGUACUUUUAAUGUGUAGGUGGAAAUACAUUGUUGCGAUUUGCAUGUGUGAAUUAGUGUGUCAAAGUUGCCAUGCCCAUCAGCAAGCUCAUUCACUAGUCAACUGAUGCCAGACUGGAAGUUCAGCAGAAAUGUAUCACAAGUGGUUGGGAGUCUGCAGUACUCCACUUGAACACUGGCUGGCAGUACUGUGUCUAUGACUUUUAUAUUAAGGGGCUGCAGCCUGAGUUUCCCCUAAAGAUUUAUUCACAGAGUAGCCUUUUCAAAAUAAUCACAAUAAAUCAAAGAACUGACAUUAGGAAAAUUAAUACAUUUGAGGUGUAAUCAGUAAGAGUUAUGUAAGUCUUUAUAUUUAUGAUUGUCUUGGUGGCUUUUCUGUCUUUUCGUCCUUCCAGUGAGUUCAAAUACAUUUCAUUUCAUUUGUUGGGUAGGUACUGUAAAACCAAAGAGACCUUCAAAACGAUGGAGAGCUAUAUUAACUUCAUUAAAUAUAACAUUAGGAAUUAAGUACUACAACCUAUCUGUGUUCUUUAGUGUUUGAACUAAUUCAACUGAAAACUAAUGUAUAAUUCAUGGAAGUCAAGUACAUCUAAUCCACCAUGAUAGUAUGGAUUACACAAGACAUUUGAAUUAAUAUAGUGAGGCCUAUUUCUGCACAUAAAGUUGAAUAAAUGACGGCCUAUUUUCUCAACAAGUCAUAUUGGCACAUCUAAAACCUUGGCCAGACAAUCCAAGGAGAGUAUUCUUUAGUUUUUGACAAAAGUAUGUGAUAAAUCCCUCAUUAGCCACAUGUCAAAUUUAAUGUCAAGUUUUUUGGGUAAAGAAGUUCAAAAAUAUAAAUCUGCUUUUCCUGGUCUUUACUGAUAUUCAUUCCCCAAUAUACGCUUUGUUCUUUGACCUGGAAUAGCUUGAUCACAUAAUCCUAAUACACUGGACAAAAGACCGUGUUUUACUGCAUCAGGAGCUUUUUAUGUCUAUGAAUAAAAUAUAGCUGUUAUCUGUUAUGUAAUACUCAUAGCCAACGAGAUUUAAAAGUCAUAGAAUAUAAUGACUUAUAUAUAACUGUGUACUGUGAUGUCAAAAAGCUGUGUUACGAUAGUCUACUUUCGGCCACCCAGAUUAACGUUAUAUUGCCGGCACUCUUGUCUUUUCCUAACUUCAGCUUUAAUUCCCCAUGUUGUCUGUUCAAAUUUCUUGAAUGACAAGUCUUUCCUGUGCAAGACUUAACAAUUUAGGAGCUCCAUUUAAAGGCACCCUUACUGUGGAGCCUCCUUGAGGUGUUACGGACCUCACUUACCAAAUCUCUGCAAACGGAGGUACUUCUGGUGACAAUACGACUAUUUAUUUCCUUAGUAUCUUCAUGUUUGUGUUUUGGGGUGUAAGGGACCAUGUUAUAGGUGAUGUAGCUUAUCAGCAGACCAAAUUUUUGGGAUGAGGAUGUUGGGUGUUUAUCCUUUUAUGAGAGGACACAUGCUGGAGCAGCUUUCAGUAGCCUCUGUUUGGACGUAUCUCUGUUCACACCGUCUGUUUCAAUGUAUCCUGAGAUCUUCACACCGUCUGUUUCAAUGUAUCCUGAGAUCUAUACACUGACGGGGGCACAUUUCUUUAACCCAGAGCUUUUUGCCAACAUCUUUGACCAUUUUUUUUAGUUUU